UCAUGAAAUGCUGGUAUUGCAGUGAAAGCAACUGAAUUUUGACAGUAAUCUCGCACUCAAGUAUUUCUUCUAUGUCCUUCCCUGUAAAACAUAGAGGUAUACGAACACACACAUGCCUACACACUGAAAUUCACAGGUGCACACACACACACAUUUACAUACAGCACCAGGAAAUGUAUAUACGAUAGAUGCAAGGAAGUAGAAAAGGAUCACUAAAGAUCAAUAAACAGGAAAAAUAUGAGAUACUUUCUGCUUUUAAUCAGUUUUUGCAUAACGUACAAACAAGCAACUUCGCAAGGGAUAAGAAAACCGUGUCAGCAGAAAAUACCUCUUGGACCGAAAUGUUAUAUCGUAGAGGAAGGUUGCUUGAUACGCGGCGUUUGUGUGAAAUAUGGAACAAAAGUAGAUGCAAUUCCAUUUUGUAUGACUUAUGUUUGUGAAAGAAGAGGUCAUGGAUCUUUUGUGCGGCAUAAAGUAACCGGAUGUUACCGGGAUGGUGUUUGUUAUAAAAAAGGUCACAGAAUAACAGAAAGAGGCAGAUGUAUGUACCAUACCUGCAUGCGUACCCUAUACGGUAGAUAUGUGUGGAGAGCGACAUAUACUGGUUGUUUACUGAAUCGUGUAUGUCACAGUAUUGGCACGAAAAUACAAACAAGAAACCCUUGUUAUUCUAUACAUUGCAUACAUAUGUAUCCAUCGUAUAUUGGAUGGCGAGGAAAGCUUGAUGGUUGUUUAAUAGACAGUGCUUGUCGGAAGGUUGGAGAGAAAGUAUAUUCAGAAAAUCUUUGUGCUGAAAGAAUUUGUAAAAUGGACCAGAAUGGAUAUCAAGUUUACACUAAUCGCACUGGUUGCAGAAUAAACGGUAGUUGUCAGGACGCUGGAACGAGAAUAAAAUCUGAAGAUGGAUGUGUUGUGAGUAUUUGUGACAGAAUGGGGAAAGGAUUUGGACAUUAUACUGAAGCAGCCGGUUGUAUUUUGAACAACAAAUGUUAUCCUCCAGGAUGGCAACAUCAAGAAAGCUCCUGCAUCUCUUUUAAAUGCCAAAGUAGCUAUAAAGAAUAUUACUGGGAGAAAAUAAUACGUUGCUGAUAUGAAAACGUUGAUGUACCAUAUUUGAACCUAGAGAUAUAUAUGAGUUCAAAUAAUCAAGUUAACAUCAGUUGUAAGAUAUACACAGAGCGCGUGAACGUAAAUAAAAACCAGGAUUGAAGAUAUAUAUGAGUAUUCAGGACAUGGACAAAAUCGAACACAUAUACACAGGGUGUGUUGUUAGUUCGUAGUUCGGCUGCUAGGGAAUACAUUCUGAAAACGCCCGGUGAUAAAAACACCUGAAAGUAAAAACACCUGGCGCAUUGGGAAUAAUAUUCCCUUAAGCCUAAAAUGCAGCCAACGCACGAGCUAACAGCACAUACACACCUUGUGCAUGUGUGUUCGAUUUUGUUUAAAUACCUCGAGCAGCUUCUAAUUCAUAUCAGUACGGAGUUAUCAUAACAGUUAUUGUUAACAAUUAAUUUAGUAGUUUCAUUAAAUGUUUUUUUUUCAAAUACAAUGACAACUGCAAUAAUCUUUGUAGCAUGAUGAUAACUUCUUAAAGAGCUGUGCAUGAAACAAUUGGGCCCGCUUUAUGGAGUUUCAAAUAACCAAAGUGUUAGCGUGCAAAGUUCAGUCAAUAAAUGUAUAAGCGAAAGAUGACAUCACACCUAAGCAAUUUAUUUCUGUAGGAAACAACACACCUAACUUGUAAUUUUUAUAUUUUUAUAGUUUUGAAAAUAUCAUCAAUGCUUAAUAAAUUAUAUUGAAAAUAAACUUGAGUAUUUCAAUCA
This is a messenger RNA of Octopus sinensis (East Asian common octopus), 1823 nucleotides long. RefSeq lists its product as uncharacterized. The transcript has 10 exons. The coding region runs from base 238 to 1089 and encodes 283 amino acids. Lineage: Eukaryota; Metazoa; Mollusca; Cephalopoda; Octopoda; Octopodidae. The record is from RefSeq and is a predicted model, not a curated record.